Cornus florida is the source of this 1179-nucleotide messenger RNA. Its product is annotated as putative disease resistance protein RGA3. Lineage: Eukaryota; Viridiplantae; Streptophyta; Magnoliopsida; Cornales; Cornaceae. Bases 1 to 738 code for a protein of 245 amino acids. Gene Ontology annotation, molecular function: ADP binding. The transcript has a single exon. The record is from RefSeq and is a predicted model, not a curated record.
AUGGAAGAAGCACUUCUUACUGAGAUUGUGAAGAAGUUGGGUUGGGUUUUCUUUCUCCAAGAGAUGGGACUUGUGUGGGGCGUCAAGGAUGAACUUGACAAACUCAGAGACACGGUUUCCACAAUCGGAUCAGUACUUGUUGAUGCAGAGGAGCAGCAAGCCACAAACCAUGAGGUUGCUGACUGGCUUGAAAAACUCAAUGAUGCAUUUUAUGAUGCUAAUGACUUGCUUGACGACUUCUCCACCCAAGCUAUCCGCAGUCAGGUUAUGACUCGGAACACAAGGCUCAAGAAGGUACACAAUUUCUUCUCAUGCUUGAAUCAGCUUAUUUUCCGUAGUAAGUUGGCUCAUGAUAUUAAGGCCAUUAAUGAGAGACUAAAUGCAAUUGCCGAAAACAAGAAAAAGUUCCACCUCACUGAACGGCCUAUAGUUGAGAAUAGUAAGUGGGAGGAGAGCCACUCUUGUGUUCAUGCCGAAACUGUUAUCGGGAGGGAUGGUGAUAAAAUGGCAAUUGUCCAACUUUUAUGGGAAAGCAACGUUCCAGAUGAGAAUGUGUCAGUUAUUGCAAUAGUUGGAAUUGGGGGACUAGGAAAGACCGCAUUUGCACAAUUGGUAUACAAUGAUGAGAGGGUCACUAAACAUUUUCAACUUAAGAUGUGGGUCUGUGUCUCUGAUGUCUUUGAUGUGAAGUUAAUUGCAGAAAAGAUCAUACAGUCUGCAACAGGCAAAAUGCCUUAAAACCUUUCGAUGGAUAAAUUGCAAGAAAUGCUUAGUAAAGAAAUUCAUGGAAAGAAAUAUUUACUUGUGUUGGAUGAUGUGUGGAAUGAGAACCGCGACGAAUGGUUAAAAUUAAUAGAUUUGUUGUUGAGUAGUUUGAGGGGAAGUAAGAUCUUAGUAACUACUCGUACUGAGUUAGUUGCAAAUGUUACAGGUACAAAUUCACCAUAUUUUUUAAAAGGCUUGUCUAAGGAGGAGUCUUGGUCUUUAUUUAAGAAAAUGGCAUUCAAACAAGGGAAAGAGCCGGAGAAUACAUUUCAAGUAACAAUUGGCAAGGAAAUUGUUCAGAAGUGUAAGGGAGUCCUUCUUGCCGUAAGGGCUUUAGGAAGCCUACUAUACUCUAUGAUGAGUGGUUGCUUUUCAAAAAUAAUGAUUUGUCAAAAAUAGUUGAAGAAGAGGAUG